CAUGCUAUAAAUAUAAAUUUUUGAGCAUCGAAGGAGUGUCUCUCUUUUUCACUCACUCUGCACCCACCAUUACUCAGCACUGCCACUCUUCAAUCACACUAAUGGCUGUCACCUUCUCAGAUCUUCACACCGAAGAGGGCAUCAAAUCCCUCGAUCAAUUCCUUUCUGGGAAAACCUAUAUCUCUGGGGAUCAAUUGACAAAGGAUGAUAUCAAAGUGUAUGCAGCUGUUGUGGAAAAGCCAGGAGACUCUUUUCCUAAUGCUGCUAAGUGGUACGAUGCCGUCUCUUCUCAACUUGCUCCAAGCUUCCCUGGGCACGCUCAAGGGGUAAGAUUCAGUGGCGCUGCUGCUCCAGCUGAAGCUGCACCUGCCAAAGCGGCUGCCACUGCUGAAGAAGAUGAUGAUGAUCUUGAUCUCUUUGGUGAUGAGACAGAGGAGGAUAAGAAGGCAGCAGAGGAAAGGGAGGCUGCUAAAAAGCCUGCCAAGAAAAAAGAGAGUGGCAAGUCUUCUGUCCUUCUCGAUGUUAAGCCUUGGGACGAUGAGACCGACAUGAAGAAGCUGGAAGAGGCUGUCCGUAGUAUUGAGAUGCCUGGUUUAUUGUGGGGAGCAUCCAAACUAGUUCCCGUGGGAUAUGGUAUCAAGAAGUUGCAGAUCAUGAUGACUAUUGUUGAUGACCUUGUAUCAGUGGACACUCUUGUUGAGGAACGCUUGACAGUUGAGCCAUGCAACGAGUAUAUCCAGAGCUGUGACAUUGUUGCAUUCAACAAAAUCUAAGUUUUCUUGUUGACUUUUGAGUUUGGCCAUUUUCAAGCGGCUGAUCAGUCUGUUACUCUUCCUUUAAUCGUUCAUGUUUGGUCUGUUUCAAUGGUGGUUUUCUUGCAAGAAUUGUGAGAAGUAAAGAGAUAUUAUAGAUAUAUCAAGUAUCCAUGUUAUGGUGGUUUUCUUGAAUUAGAUAUAUGGGAUUAAAAUAACUGAACGAUGUGCUUCCAUUUAAAUUUUGAUAAGUUUCUCAAAACCUCUAAAUUUCAUUGAAUGAGCUUCAGGCUAUAUAGAAUAAAACCAGUUUGGUUUUUGACUUA
This is a messenger RNA of Glycine soja, 1078 nucleotides long. RefSeq names its product elongation factor 1-beta 2-like. The transcript is spliced from 6 exons. The coding region runs from base 102 to 773 and encodes 223 amino acids. The record is from RefSeq and is a predicted model, not a curated record. Gene Ontology annotation, cellular component: eukaryotic translation elongation factor 1 complex; cytosol. Lineage: Eukaryota; Viridiplantae; Streptophyta; Magnoliopsida; Fabales; Fabaceae. Gene Ontology annotation, biological process: translational elongation. Gene Ontology annotation, molecular function: guanyl-nucleotide exchange factor activity; translation elongation factor activity.